UUGCUUGAGAAGACAUCACAUCUGAUCCGCGGCUUCGCACUUCCAAUCCACUGUCCUUUGGAAAAGUGCAUCUCUACAAACCCCAAGCAAAUGACCCAAACCGGAAACCAGUUCCCAAAGGAGAACGGAACAGCGCCGUCAUGGAAGUGUUCUCAGCCAUGCUGUCCAUCGCCACAUCAGUGCCGACUAUCCAUAGCCCUAGUUGGCUCUCCUCAACACAGAACACAACAAUCGCGAUCAUGGCCCCGUUCUCCACUCACCAGGUCGCUACAGACGGAAGCCCCUCCCAUGGCGACGUCCUGCCCACACAGACAACUCCAGCGGAGAAGCCUUGCCCCAAGCUGCAGUUGCGGCUCCGUGUGUAGUCGAGCCUGCCCUGCCCUACCUGCUGACGGACUCAAUCCCUUCGGCCUGGUUCCCGACUCUCUGCCGGAUGGCGUCAUGUCGGCGUGGCGAGAGCUCUUGCACCACCGACUGACUGGCAGCGUGCGCUCCCAGGCCGGCACGGCGCUGCGGCGGCCAUCGACUGGACGGGCGAGGAUCGCACAUGUCUACAGCAAAGGCCCGGCAUGUCGUCCAUGCAAGCAUCGGACCCAGAGAGCUCAAUCGGGCGGCCAGCAAUCGGGGCGCAGGUCUGAGGAAUCCUUUGGGGUCGAAUCAAAGAGGGAGACCCGUUGCGGCUGGAGACGGGGAGGGGGGGGGAGUCCACACCAGUAUUUUCAGAGCCAAGACUUGAUGGCACGAUUUCUCCGUUUGUUCUCCAACUUGCGUCAUCUGGAGAUCUGGCUUUGUAAGACACCUGUCAGGAACGGCCGGGGAUUCUUCUCCCGAACCCACGGCAGACCGAGGCAUUCUGCUGCAUUUCGUCAUCAAGGCCCAGGGUGCUAAUGUCUAAUCGCAAAGCACCGGCGCCUUCCAAAAAGACGUCAGGUGGCGAGCUUAGAGAUGCAUUUGUUGCUUGAAAUGACCGGAAUCUUGCUUGAGCUAAAGAUGUGGCAUGGGAAUGCCCGAAAUCCGCACAUAGAUUGAUGACCGUGUUUCGUCCCGUUUUCCUCGCUGUCCCUGGAGAUCUCCUUCACACAAGCAAGGGUAGCAACGCUGCUUCGGCAACUGCCGCAGGGGACCACAUCUCCAUCCUCCGCCUUUACGUCAUGCCUACCGCAUUAAGAAGCACUCCUGUUUUAUGAAGUUGCUAACUGUCUGAUCCGGGCUAGCUCGGUCACA
Molecule: messenger RNA, 1224 nt
Organism: Microdochium trichocladiopsis
Lineage: Eukaryota; Fungi; Ascomycota; Sordariomycetes; Xylariales; Microdochiaceae
Exons: 1
Coding region: 91-888 (265 amino acids)
Source: RefSeq, a predicted model, not a curated record